GGGCCCACCUAUCCUAAGAGCCAACAACAUCUGCAUAUAUCCUCAUCCAUGGUCUGCAGGGCUGGAUCUCUACCCAAUGUCAACCAAAUCGGACAAAGUGUUAAUAAAUCGGGUAUUGAUUUACAGUCGGCGCUCAAUAACUUGGAGGAUAUGAAACACGGGAGGGAUGACCGCAGCGGUCGGCGAAACUUCGACCAAAAGCGAGCCAUGAAUUCCCCGAAUUGUGUCACUUAUCUGAGUCCUCCUCCGGACACGAAUUGGCGCCGAACUAACUCCGACUCAGCCCUACAUCAGAGCGCACUCAUGUCGACG
Molecule: messenger RNA, 312 nt
Organism: Oppiella nova
Lineage: Eukaryota; Metazoa; Arthropoda; Arachnida; Sarcoptiformes; Oppiidae
Source: the annotation of a GenBank genome assembly